Messenger RNA from Gopherus flavomarginatus (Mexican gopher tortoise), 1823 nucleotides. RefSeq lists its product as uncharacterized. The record is from RefSeq and is a predicted model, not a curated record. NCBI's taxonomy places the organism in Eukaryota, Metazoa, Chordata, Testudines, Testudinidae. The transcript has 3 exons. The coding region runs from base 231 to 1154 and encodes 307 amino acids.
UCGCUGAUAUUCCCUUCUAUUCAGUCAGCAAGCGUGACUCCACUUGGAAAAAAAAGUCCUCACCACCCCCUACCCCCUCCUUGGGCAAGUAAUGAGCACUUCCUCUCUUUCUGUGUUCUACCCCUCUAGCAUCCCCCUCUCUCACCCUGGCUCCUGAGUGUCCUGUCUACGUAGCUGGAGAACCUGUCGCUCUGACAUGUUCUGCUCCCGAGGGAGACACAGUGUCUGCAAUGAGAGUUCAUGGGGAAGGGCAGAGACUAGACUCUACAUGGGCCCUGUCAUCUCCAUUCAGUCACACCCAAUUACUUCAGUUGCCUGCAUUGAGUAUGGCAGAUGCUGGAACCUACACAUGCAUUUACGGGAUACAGCAAUCCAGUAGAGAGAUCCCAUGUAAAGAGAGCAACCCCAUCUGGGUAACAGUGACAGUUCAAAUGAGUUUUUGGCUUCAGGAACUUGUGGUGACUGUGUCUUUCUUCACCAUCAUCAGCAUCAUCUUCUUGAUCUCCAACUGCUGCUGGAACAAUGAAGACCACCUGCCUCCUCCCAGAUGCUCUCUGGACACCCUGCAUCUCACAAAAGAGGCUGUUGCUCUCAGGCGCUCAGCUCCCGGGCAUGAGGAAAUGAGCAGAUACAGGUUCUUCAGUCAAAGUGUGGAGCAGACCACUGAUGACAUCCCCAAUCCACAUGAAGGUACCCAGGUGAAACAAAACAGAAGGCAAUGCAAAGUCAGAAGCAUGAACCUGGGAACGAUGGAGAAUCAAAUUAGGACAAAUGAUCCCAGCUGUGAGGAGCGACCCUGUCUCCAAAAAAUGAUGAGUAAAUCCCAUUUCUCUUGCUCCUUUGGGUGGCCAUCCCUGGAUAUUUCUGCAUAUCCACCAGAUGAGACACCAACCCUUUUCUCACCUGAGCAAGGAGAUAGCAGCCUGGUUAGUGUCAUUUCCUCUGACUCAGGCAAUGGAUGCAUGGGGCUGGGUGGGUAUAGGGUUCCAACACUAAAGAGAAGAAUUUCUAUUGGAUUUGUGGCAGAUUGCGUGAAACAACCAAUAUUUUUAUUCUUACAGAACCUAGAACCUGGGACUAAAAUUCAUAGACAGUUUCUCAUUGAUACUAAAUUAUUACACUUUUGCCUUUCUCUAAAGUCUCCUUCCAUGUGAAGAUCUCAAAGCACUUCACGUACAUUGAUUAACGAACCACCUACCUCCCACCCUUCUGCCAUGGAAAGUGCUCUGAGACCUUCUCAUGUCUGCAAUGGGACCUUUAAUCUGGUUGUAGCAUCAAGAUUACUGUUUUCCCAGUUCAGAAUGUCUCCUAUUCUCUCUGAGAUGUGCAAUUCACAUUAAGCUUUCAGAGCCUUUGUUUCUUUAACACCUUUUAAAUUCAAAUCAAGGUUCACCAUUUGUUUCUCAUCUAUAUCUAGAUCUAUCUAGAUAGGGUCACCCUAGCUAUAUACCCUUUCUCACAGGAAAAGAGCACCGUUACUUAAUAUACAUCUACGCUAUGAGCAAGGGAUAUGAUUCCUCUGCUUUGAACAAAUAGUCCUUCAGCUAGCGCAAAUAUAAAUAACAGUGUGGUUGUAGUAGCAUGGGUAGAGGCAACGGAGGCAUAGCUUAGCAAUGCCUAGUAUGUACCUACCCCAUUUUCAGGACCCCCCCAUAACCCCUGCAAGACAAACCCCUAACAUUGCACUGGAGCAUUGGGGUCAGCCUUGACUGAGAGGAGACAGUGCUCCCUGCUGAGUCCCCCUCUCUCUGCAGCACAGCUCUCUUUGUGUUUCACAAGGACAUUGGGGUCAGCACUGACUGUGGGGAGAGUCCUCCCGGUUG